Bactrocera latifrons is the source of this 3177-nucleotide messenger RNA. RefSeq lists its product as uncharacterized. Gene Ontology annotation, cellular component: extracellular matrix. The coding region runs from base 1 to 3177 and encodes 1058 amino acids. The transcript is spliced from 3 exons. The record is from RefSeq and is a predicted model, not a curated record. Lineage: Eukaryota; Metazoa; Arthropoda; Insecta; Diptera; Tephritidae.
AUGACUUCGAAGUUCAAGAAUGAUCUCUUACAAGGUACUAUAACUCCUUCUAAAUUCCUUGAACAACUGGAGCCUGAUGAAGAUCUUUUUGAAGAAUUGUCAUAUUUGGAAGAGGACAUUGAAGACGAGUCGUUAAACCAUAUUGAACGCAACCAGAAUACAACUAAUAAUAAUAUGUGUGUGGACAUGCGACGUUACAUUGCAUCGCGCAACCAACGCUCCAUGCGCUACAUAGAUAAUCCAACAGAAGACACUUACAUUAAAGCCUAUAAUGASCAUCACGAAUUCAUUUCACGUCAACGUGCACGACGGGCGACGAAGGCUGAGCAAGCACGGAAAUUGCCGACUGAGCCACAGCUGGUGAAAUUUGAAAUUAGCGAUGCUCUAGAACCCAGUCCCGAGGUAAUGGAACUCAUACGCCAACAUCGCAGUCGAGAGGAAAAGCUAACAACAGCGACAAGUUUCACCAAUGCGRAUGAGAAAAAUAGCACAACUUCGGCAAAAGACUCUCUGAAAGCGAAGACUAAGAUAACCACAGCAGCACCGAAACGUUCUUCACGAGGUGCACGGGCAAGGAUUACGCCCAACAAACGUACAAAACGCGCAGCACCUAAUACACCAAUAAAUCGCCAGUCAUUCAAUUUUCAAGUAAAGCUAAUACCUUUCGACAUUUCCGAAGCACGUGAGCCCGAUGAACAAACAAAGGCACUCAUAAGACGUAUGCGUAAUCUGGAGCUGCAAAAGUUAAGUAACAAUGCCGCUGUCAGCACUGUAGCUCCAACAGUGAUACGUGUGCAUCGAAAUGCGCCCGCAACAGGUAUCGCAACCGCACCACUACCAACCUUCAAUCCGAGUAAAUACUAUCGACCAAAAACAGGCAAGCUCUUCAUGAAGCGUAAGGGCAAACGCGUCAAGCGCUCGGCACCUCAAAUGAUACGCUUCGAGUUAGARGAUGCGCGUGAACCGAACGAAGCUAUAUUAGAACAAUUACGUUUGGUUAGASAAAGUCGCAAAGAUGCUAAAGCUAUCGAUCAACAAAACACUAACGAAGGUAGUUAUGAUAUUAUUAAUAAGCGAGAAGCCCGUAUGGAUACAAAGAAAGCCCAGCCGGUUGAGCUGCCUGUUAAGAAGGACGUUGACGAAGGUGACAACGAUCAGAGCAACGGCGAAAGCAAGCGUACAUUUGUCUAUAAGGAAGCACCCAUCGUGAAGGCAAAAAAGUCAAUUAGUUCGCUGCCCGUGGAGGUGCAAAAGAUCAUCACACAUCUUAUGAAAGAUCAUGGCGCUGGUGGUGGUGGUGGUGCCGYUGGUGGUGGCAAAGCUUAUGUGAAAUACAUACCAGCACAUAUGGUCGACUAUCGUCAAUUGAAAUCCCUUUAUGGUGCGAAGCUCGCCUUACCGCCGACCUAUAGCCUUGGUAGUGGAGGCAGCAAACUAUCCCCCGCCUCCUAUAUAAAAUACAUACCACCACAUCAGAAGGGUGAACAAUUACAGGUGCAAAUCCAUCCAGUGCCGGUUGUUGAAAAGAUCCGUUACAUAUAUACGCCUGUCGCCGCCGCACCGGUCGGCCAUGGCUAUGAUGGUAACGCACAUGCAGCGGUGACUGUUGAGGAACAAGCGGCAGCACACGCUGCUGCUACUCACGCGGUACAAGCAGCCUAUGCUGGUCAAAAUGUACAUGCCGUAGCUGAAGCUCAAGCUGCUCAGGCGGCCCACGCCGCCAAUGCAGCUCAAGCUCAACAUGCCGUGGGUGUCGCACACGUCGCUGAAAACUACGGAGCUAAAGCUAUCGCAGGGGAAGGAGGUGGCGAAAGUGGCGAACAAGAGGGCGGUGGUGUCGCACAUCCCAUUGUAGUCCAGGAAAAUGCCRGUGCUGGUCAUCAAGGACUGCAAGCAGUGCACCACACAUAUGCAGCCGAUGUGUCGCAUGCAUUGCAGGAAGAAGUACCCGCUGCGGUCGCUAUCAAAGCUAUACACUUUCGACCCUCGAAGCCCGAUCCUCUGCUCAACGARAAUAAACUGACAGAAGCCGCUGCGGUCGAAGCAGGCGGAUAUGGGGAAGGUCAURUUAGCUAUGGCGGCGUUCAUGGUGGCAAUGGAGGUGGUGAGCAACAAAUUGUAGCGGUAUAUGCAGCUGCUCACGCAGGCGGCCAUGYCGAAGCGGCGCCUCAAUACAUCGAAAACUAUAAAUAUGAAGUAGGCCAAGUGGCAGCYCAGCCACAGAAAGAAGCCGAAGUACCGCUGGUCAAAAUCGAAUACCAUGGCCCUGCAGAUGAUAUAAAACAGAAUUUCAAAGAACUACCCGAAUUCAAACAACUCUCCACAUUAGUCGGCAAGUCAACCGAAGAUCAAAUACAUGGUUUAACCUAUCUCUUGGCUAAAGAGAUGCAGAAUAARCUCAAGCUGCAGCGUAAAAAGCUGUACAUUGCAGUUGGUCCCGGUUCACACACCAAUACCGCACCCAUAGUUUUCCCGCACGAGCAACAACAAGUAGGCGAACUGAAGCAACAACAAGUUCAAGCUCAUGCUGGUGGCAUUCAUGGACGUCUGAUCGGUAUGGCCAAGUCCAAAGAAUAUAUACCUAUUGUGGAACAAGGUCCUGCGGCCGAGCAAAAAGAAAACACCGGUGGUGGUGCUGAAGGCGGCGGACAUAGUCCCGUGCAGCAUGUUGCCAUCCCUGCUCCAAAGCAAUACGUAGCCAUUAAAGUUGAACCAAAAGCCCCACUGCCGAAUUCAUUCGUAGAGUAUGGGCUCUCACCAAAUUAUCAGGGCAUCAAAGGCGCUGAAGGUGGCGUAGGUGCUGAAUCUGGACAGAAAACCAAAUUGUUAGUGGAACAAGUGAUACAUCAUCCGAGAUUKCAGUAUAAAGGUGGCGCUGGAGCUGACCAUGCGAAGGCAAUUGUGGCUGAAGCGGAGCAAMAUGGCAGCGGGGCAUCUAGUGAGCAGAGCCUAACCUAUGGUGAUGGGCUGCAAUACGCCGCAAAGUAUGCRUUCGGCUAUCGCAUACGUGAUUUUAAUACCGGCAAUGAUUUUGGCCACAAACAGAAUCGUGAUUUGGAUGGUGUGACGCGCGGUCAAUAUCACAUUUUAUUGCCGGACGGACGCAUACAGAAUGUCAUUUAUCAUGCAGACGAUACGGGUUUCCAUGCGGAUGUCAGCUUCGAGACGGGACACUGA